CACAAUUCUAUAACAUGCCACCUAAAAGCAAAAUACAUGAGGGGGAUGCUUAUUUUGUCUUAUCUACCUACCUAUCUACUUAUGUUACAUUACACGCCCAGAGAGAGAUGCUAUGCGCAUGUUUGACUGCUAAUCCCAUCGUGUUGACGCCAACAUAACAGGAUAGGAACCACUACACAAUUGAUAAUGAAUGACAUUAUAAUGAAUUGCAACUGGUAACAUUUCGUGGAAGCGUACUCACAUAUUGCAUCGUUUCGGUGGAUGACGUACUGUACGCAGGUGCGGGUAUCUGCUAUUACACCUAUUUGCCACUAGAUGUCCCCAUUUGAAAACACUGGCCAUCGCAUUAGGUACACCUGGGGCACAAUCCAAAACAGAGGCAUGAGAAUUAUCUUUUUGCAGUAUUUUACAUAUUCACACAACUGUAGUAUUAGAUCGAUGUGGGUAGUAAUUUGACCAAUGAGUGCAAGCGUCAAAGUAUGCAAGACAACAUAUAAAAAUAGCGAGUAAAACUAUAACUGUACAAACGGUUUGUACAACGUGAGCUAUUAGCAUGGAGCCGUAAACAAAGUGAGCUAUUAGCAUGGAGCCGUAAACAAAUAGCAACUAGCAACCUAGCAUGGGAGUUGUUUUGAGUUGUGCAGGAAGGAGGGGCUCUACGCGACACACACUCUGCACAAAGUUUAGCGCCCCCCCCCCCCCCCUCCAAGGUUGAAGCUCACCUCGCCCAGCUGCUCGUCCUCUACAUGUGCGUCUGCGUCGAAACGUCGAGUCCAAAACCAACCCAGCCGUCGAGGUCCUCGCAUGGCCGCCGGAACCUGCUGCAAGUGUCCCAUCUCUCUGUCCGUGUUCAAGCGCUCUCUCUCGGUAGCACCGCGGGGUUCAACGCCCGCCCAUCCUCGCUCCCUCCUGGCGGGCUGGAGGCUCGGAGAGCGGGGCCUGCAAGAGGCCGCCCGGCCCUCAAGCGUCCUCAGACCCUUGGGGUUCAGUCGACACACGGCCUUCUUUUGUCUGUCCUGUCAGGAGUCCAUGAGCGAGAGUCUGAGGACGUGUUAUGUGUACCUCAAUCAAACCAGCAGGAGUUUUGCAGCUGUCAUUCAGGCCUUGGAUGGGGAGCUAAGACACGCCGUUUGCAUUUUCUACCUGGUGCUGCGGGCGCUGGACACAGUGGAGGACGACAUGAGCAUCCCUCUGGACAAGAAGGUCCCCAUGCUGAAUGAUUUCCACACCUACCUGUACCAGGACGCCUGGAGCUUCAGUGAGAGCCGGGAGAAAGACCGCAAGGUUUUGGAAGACUUCCCCACGAUAUCACUGGAAUUCCGAAACCUGGCUCAGGAAUACAGGGAGGUUAUCUCAGACAUCUGCCACCGGAUGGGAACAGGAAUGGCUGAAUUCCUGGAGAAGAAUGUGGACUCCAUGAAGGAGUGGGACCAGUAUUGCCACUAUGUGGCAGGGCUUGUGGGCAUUGGCCUCUCUCGCUUGUUCUCGGCGUCACAGCUUGAGGACCCUGAGGUGGGCUGGGACACAGAGUUGGCAAACUCCAUGGGGCUCUUCCUCCAGAAGACCAACAUCAUUCGAGAUUAUCUGGAGGACACACAGGAGGGACGUGCCUUCUGGCCACGAGAGGCGUGGAGCCAGUUUGCAGGCCGACUGGAGGACUUGGCGCAGCCCGAGAAGCUGGAAUCAGCGCUGUCGUGUCUCAACCUGCUGGUCACUGAUGCUCUGCGCCACGUGCCAGACGUCAUCGCCUACCUGACACGUCUGCGCAACCAGAGCGUCUUCAAUUUCUGCGCUAUUCCUCAGGUGAUGGCAAUAGCUACACUGUCAACAUGCUACAACAACCCCAUGGUGUUCCAGGGAGUGGUAAAAAUCCGAAAGGGACAGGCUGUGACUCUCAUGAUGGAGGCCACCAAUAUGCGAGCGGUGCAGAACAUCAUCAGCCAGUACAGCCAAGAGAUUCUGCACAAGGUCUCCCUCACUGACCCGUCACGGGAGAAGACCCUGCGUAUCCUGGCCGUCAUCAGAGAGAAGUCGCAGUCCAGCAUCCCCAUCAGGAGCCCCCACCUGUCGCCCAUGUAUUUGUCGGCCGCCAUGCUGCUGGCCGCCGUCAGCUGGCAGUACCUCAAUGCCACAGCGGCGCAGGCACAGGGCGACAUGCAGGGACAGUAAAUGGGCCCCCCUCCCCCACAGAGACUUAUUAAACCUCCUUCACUGUCGUGGGGGUCCACUUGACCUGUGAAUGGUCGAAGCACAGCAGCAAAAAAAGCACUAGCAUAUGAAAUCAUUGUGGGUAAAAUCACCAGCAUAGAAUGGACUCUUGUUAGGUGUUUAUGGUCAUUUGGCUUCCUUCAUUUGUUAUCGUUUUCUCCCAUUAUGUGUAAAUAGUGAUGUGAUAUAAGGGAAAAUAUCUCCCACACACUCAGUGAACCAAAAUUCAUUAACAUUUUGAUGGAUUUUCAUCGUAUUUUGCUCAAAUCACAUUGUAAGCUAACAAAACACCACCUCUGUCUGUUCGUACUCCUUGAGAUGAAUUCUCAUGGGGUUUUUAUUGUGAUAAGAAGAGGAAAAUCACUGUGCAAAUGUAUUUGUACUUUCAUGUAUUCUGAAGCUGCUAGUCAAGUGUCCUUAAUAGAUCUUUGGUGAGUUUGAGUUUUUUUGUAAAGGGAAAGACAGAAACCCAGAACCAAAGGUAAAGCUAUACAAACAUUGCUAUGUGAUGUCAAUAUUAGAUUUAUAUGAUGAAUAUACAUUGGAGAAAAUAAAAUGGUCAGAGGAUAUAAAGAUGUUUUUUUUUUUUUUUACAACUGCGAACAUCACUGGAUGACUUUGGUGGACCACAUAGUACGUGUAUAUUGGACUAUGGGUAUUUGGUUUAGAAUUGGAUUUGUUGCAUGACACCUUUUAGUGCUGUGACUUAUGACAAUCAGCAUGUGAC
This is a messenger RNA of Doryrhamphus excisus (bluestripe pipefish), 2935 nucleotides long. RefSeq names its product farnesyl-diphosphate farnesyltransferase 1 (gene fdft1). Gene Ontology annotation, cellular component: endoplasmic reticulum membrane. The record is from RefSeq and is a predicted model, not a curated record. Gene Ontology annotation, biological process: farnesyl diphosphate metabolic process; cholesterol biosynthetic process. NCBI's taxonomy places the organism in Eukaryota, Metazoa, Chordata, Actinopteri, Syngnathiformes, Syngnathidae. Gene Ontology annotation, molecular function: squalene synthase [NAD(P)H] activity.